Apis laboriosa (Himalayan honeybee) is the source of this 1511-nucleotide messenger RNA. Its product is annotated as serine/threonine-protein phosphatase 2A regulatory subunit B'' subunit gamma-like. Gene Ontology annotation, biological process: T cell homeostasis; cortical cytoskeleton organization; positive regulation of B cell differentiation. Gene Ontology annotation, cellular component: centrosome; spindle. NCBI's taxonomy places the organism in Eukaryota, Metazoa, Arthropoda, Insecta, Hymenoptera, Apidae. The record is from RefSeq and is a predicted model, not a curated record. The transcript is spliced from 7 exons. The coding region runs from base 103 to 1437 and encodes 444 amino acids.
AAAGUAAAAAUUUUUAUCAUUAUUUUGUCCAUCAUUUGUAUAUCAUAUAAAUGAUUUUAUCUUUAUAUGAUCUAAGGUUACAAGUUACGAUUUAAAAAACAAAUGGAAUUAGAGACAAUAUUACGAAAGUCUACAACAGUAAAAACAAUAUCAGAAGAAAAUGAAAAAAAGGAAGAUGAAUAUUUUCAAAAAAUAUAUGAACAAUGGAAGGGCGCUAAAGCUAAAGAUAAAGAUUUAACUUAUAAAGUGAUUCCUAAAUUUUAUUUUAAGUUACCAAAAGAAGAUGAAAUUUUACCACAAAAAUUACGAGAAGAAACACGAGCAUUAUUUUUACAAAGACGUUCACGACAAUUACUAGAUAAUAAUGAACUUAAAGCAUUAUGGGUAUUAUUAGAUAAACAUCAUAGUCCACCUUUAUCAGGAGAAGAACAAUUAAUUAAUUAUGAAGAUUUUAAAAAAGUUGGUAAAUUAGCUGGUGCAAAAUGUAGUCCAUAUUUUACUGCAGUUGUAUUUGCUAAAUUACAACAAGGUGAUCCUCAUGGUAGAAUUAGUAUAAUGGCACUCUUUAACUAUGUUAUGAGAAAGGUUUGGUUACACCAAACAAGAAUUGGACUUUCUUUAUAUGAUGUUACUGGUCAAGGAUAUUUAAGAGAAUCAGAUUUAGAAAACUAUAUUUUAGAAUUAAUACCAACAUUACCUCAACUUGAAGGACUUGAGAAAUCAUUCCAUUCAUUUUAUGUUUGUACAGCAGUAAGAAAAUUUUUAUUUUUUCUUGAUCCUCUUAGAACUGGUAGAGUUAGAAUACAAGAUAUUUUAGCAUGUAGUUUUCUUGAUGAUCUCUUAGAAUUGAGAGAUGAAGAUUUACCCAAAGACUUGCAAGAAGCAAACUGGUUUUCAGCUCCAUCAGCUCUCAAAGUUUAUGGACAAUAUUUAAAUCUUGAUAGAGAUCAUAAUGGAAUGCUUAACAAAGAAGAACUUGCAGGUUAUGGCACAGGAACAUUAACUGGAGUAUUUUUGGAAAGAGUAUUUCAAGAAUGCUUAACAUAUGAAGGAGAAAUGGAUUAUAAAACAUAUUUAGAUUUUGUUUUAGCAUUAGAAAAUCGACAUGAACCUCAAAGUUUACAUUACUUAUUUAGAAUUCUUGAUAUUAAUAAUCGUGGUUAUUUGGAUACUUUUUGUCUUAAUUACUUUUUUCGUGCUAUACAAGAACAAAUGACAAUGCAUGGUCAAGAACCAGUGAGUUUUGAAGAUGUUAAAGAUGAAAUAUUUGAUAUGGUAAAACCAGCAGAUCCAUGUAAAAUUACAUUACAGGAUUUAUUAUCAUGUGGACAGGGUGAUACAAUGGUCAGUAUCUUAAUAGAGUUUCAUGGAUUUUGGGCAUAUGAAAAUCGUGAAGCUAUGGCAGCUGAUACUGGUGAUGAAUCAUCUCAUGUCUGAAAAUAAAGAUUCAUAAAAUUGAUACAUUCCCAACUGUGUAGAUUAAAUAUAUCUAUAAUUUUAAGUAAUAUUUU